Messenger RNA from Dichotomopilus funicola, 927 nucleotides. RefSeq lists its product as uncharacterized. The transcript is spliced from 3 exons. Gene Ontology annotation, molecular function: RNA polymerase II cis-regulatory region sequence-specific DNA binding; DNA-binding transcription repressor activity, RNA polymerase II-specific. Gene Ontology annotation, biological process: negative regulation of transcription by RNA polymerase II. Gene Ontology annotation, cellular component: nucleus. The coding region runs from base 1 to 927 and encodes 308 amino acids. The record is from RefSeq and is a predicted model, not a curated record. Lineage: Eukaryota; Fungi; Ascomycota; Sordariomycetes; Sordariales; Chaetomiaceae.
AUGAGCGCGCAACUCGAGGCAGACCGCAAGGAGUAUGAGAGCCAGCUCGAACUGGUUGCCGUAUCCCUCCGAGAUGACCCCGACAAUGCCGAACUGCAAGGACUCAAGGCUGAGUUGGAGCAGAUGAUCCAACUUCUCGAUGUUUCGCUCGCCGAACUGAAACCUAAGAGCGAGCCUGCAGCGCCGAAGAAGGCGCCAUCACCGCCGCCCGCCGAGCCAAAGUGGUCUCGCGAGAAUCACCCAGCAUUUAAGAAAGCUGCGUCAGCAGAGGAGAAGGAAAGGGAGAAGGAGAAAGAACCCGAAAUCAUUGCAUAUCAGGUUAACGACAGUGUCAUGGCGAAAUGGCUCUCGGGGGACAAGGGUUUCUAUCCAGCGCGUAUCACCGCGGUGACUGGUUCGUCCACGGCGCCCAUUUACACGGUCAAGUUCAAGAGCUAUGAUACUGUCGAGACCCUUCGUGCUAAGGAUAUUCGCCCCGUUGCACAGAAGCGCAAGGCUGAUGGCACCUCUGCUUCAACCAACUCGACCGCCGUUGGCGGUUCGGCCACAGCAUCCACUCCAACGUCUACCGAUACCCCAUCUUCAAUCGCCCCAACUCCAGCCAACAACGGCAUCGUGAUGUCUGCGGCCGCCGAUAUGUACCCACAAGCGCAGGCGGCAAAUAAGGCGGGGGCAGAGGGCGACGAUGAGAAGCCGAAACCGAAGUUCAAAAAAAUCAAGGCCACCAAGGAGCUUGAGAAGGGCAAGAACAAGUGGCAAGAGUUUUCUACGAAAGGGAAGUUUGGCAAGGGAGCGAAAAAGGAGAGCAUGUUUCGCACACCAGAGGGUUUCCAUGGACGAGUCGGCUUCACCGGCUCUGGCCAGACCAUGCGGAAAGAUCCUACCCGCAGCCGCCACGUAUACCAGCCAAAUGAAGAUCUAGAUUAG